Messenger RNA from Theobroma cacao (cacao), 1098 nucleotides. The record is from RefSeq and is a predicted model, not a curated record. NCBI's taxonomy places the organism in Eukaryota, Viridiplantae, Streptophyta, Magnoliopsida, Malvales, Malvaceae.
AUGAGCUUUGAACAUGUUGGUUAUAAAAGAGAAGUUUACGAUAAGAGUAAAAGGCCACGUAAAGGUCGUCAUGAGGUUGGUUGCAAGGACAAGGCAUGCAAGUUCAGUGUGCAUGCAAUGAAGUUACCUAAUAGAGGAGAAUAUUGGCAAGUUCAGACUUUCCACAAAGUACACACCUGUACUGUUGAUGGUUUGCAAGGGCAAUUUUCAACUACGAGUGCGAAGAUAAUUGGUGAACUUAUGUCACCCAAGCUUCGGGCUAAUGGAGUAACAUUGAGACCUAAGGACAUAAUUUGUGAGAUGAGGGUUCAGUGGGGAUUGGAAUGCUUGUAUGGUAAGGCUUGGCAAGGGAAGGAGUAUGCGAAUAGGCUUGUUUUUAAUCCCCCGAAGGACUCAUUGCAACUAUUACCCUCGUAUUUUUAUAUGUUGGAACAAGAAAAUCUUGACACAGUGACUGCAGUGGCUACUAAUGAGGCAGAAAGAUUCAAAUAUUGUUUCUGGUCAUACGAAGCUUGUAUUCAAGGGUUUAGGGAUGUAAUGCGUCCUACGGUUGUAAUUGAUGCGACACAUCUGAAAGGCAGGUUCAAGGGUGAUCUGUUUGUCGCUGUAUGCAAAGAUGCGAACGAGUGCGUAUAUCCAGUUGUAUUUGGCAUCGGCCAUGUUGAGGACGAAAACUCGUGGACGUGGUUUCUUAGCAAGCUACGUGAUGCGGUUGGUUAUCUUGAAAACAAUAUGUUCAUUUCUGAUCAGCAUCUUGGCAUUAAGAAAGCAAUCCAAAAUGAAUACCCAGAAGCGCACCACGUUAAGCCUAUCAAUCAAGUGGAGUUCGAAGUUAAAGACGGGAAGAUGGACGGACUUAUUAAGUUUAUUGUAUUUUUCAAUAAAUGCAAACGUGAAGCCAUUGAAUUCUACGCUGACUACUACAAGACAACCGUUUUGGUGGAGGAUUAUUCGGGAUCCAUUCUGCUAGCAGGGCAUCCUAGUGAGUGGGACAUCCCCCCUCAUGUGAAGCAAAUUGUCAUCUUGCCACCACUUUGGCGAAGCCAAGCGGGAAGACCUAGGAGGAGAAAGAUUCCAUCGGCUGGUGAAGGUAAUUGA